Rhododendron vialii is the source of this 1999-nucleotide messenger RNA. Its product is annotated as protein NRT1/ PTR FAMILY 2.8. Gene Ontology annotation, cellular component: plasma membrane. Bases 86 to 1885 code for a protein of 599 amino acids. Lineage: Eukaryota; Viridiplantae; Streptophyta; Magnoliopsida; Ericales; Ericaceae. Gene Ontology annotation, molecular function: transmembrane transporter activity. The transcript has 4 exons. Gene Ontology annotation, biological process: transmembrane transport. The record is from RefSeq and is a predicted model, not a curated record.
UCUCUCUCUCUCUCUCUCUCUCUGUAGAUAUGGAAGAAACGCAAAACUUAGAAAUUUGGAAGAGGGAAGGUAAGAAAAAGAUAGUAUGAGGGACAUGGAGGGGGAGGAUCGAAGAGAUCCUCCGUCACAAGGGGAGAACUUCCUUCUCAAUCCCCAUUCUUCUCCAAGAAAACCAGGAGGAUGGAAAGCAAUCGCAUAUAUUCUAGGUAACGAAUCGUUUGAGAAAUUGGCUUCUAUGAGUUUGAUAGCCAAUAUAACAGUGUAUCUGCGUACCGAAUAUAACAUGGAAGGGAUAUUUCUGGUAAAUGUGGUUAGCAUAUGGUCUGGCUCCUCCAGUUUUACAUCAUUAGCCGGUGCUUUCCUCUCUGAUGCUUAUCUAGGCAGGUUCCUCACCCUCCUGUUUGGAUCAAUCUCCUCAUUUCUGGGCAUGGGAAUGGUAGCCCUAACAGCAGGAUUACCAAAUCUUAGGCCCCCAUCAUGUCCAGAGGAAUCGGACUGCACCCAGCCUAAGCCAUGGCAACUCAGCGUCCUCUUUGGUGGUCUUGCCCUACUUGCCCUCGGCUCGGGCGGCAUCCGGUCGUGUAACAUAGCCUUCGGGGCCGAUCAAUUCGACACCAAAACAGAGAAAGGAAGAACACAGCUCAAGAGCUUCUUCAACUGGUGGUACUUCUCGUUUACCGUCGCUCUCCUGAUAGCGCUCACCGUCGUCGUCUACGUCCAGACUAACGUCAGUUGGUUUCUGGGGUUCGUCAUUCCCACCGCGUGUCUUGCCGUCUCCAUCACCAUUUUCUUGCUUGGACGCCGUGUUUACGUUUGCAUGAAGCCGCAGGGGAGCGUCUUCGUUGACAUUUGCAAGGUUAUCAUCGCGGCCUGGAGAAAGAGGAAGGUAACCGCAGGACCAGAAUCCGCCUUCUACAACCCUCCCGAAUCUGAAUCGGAGCAACAAAACACCGUGCCCCCCACCGAUAGGUUCAAGUACCUCGACAAGGCGGCUAUUAUACUUGAUCCAAAUGAACUAAAUCCUGAAGGUUUUCCCGGCAACAAUUGGAGGCUCUGCAGUAUCCAACAAGUCGAAAGACUGAAAUGCCUAGUCGGGAUCGUCCCCGUUUGGUUCACGGGGAUCGCUUGUUUCAUCGCGAUGGACCAAAUGAACACGUUCGGAAUCCUCCAAGCCAUCCAGUCCAACACCACAAUCCACAACUUCAAAGUCCCACCCGGGUGGAUGGGGCUCACGUCGAUGAUCUCUCUCGCCACUUGGAUCUUCAUCUACGAGUGCAUAUACGUCGCUUGUGCCAGAAAAUUAACAGGAAAAGAGGACGUCAGGUUCUCCACAAAGCAGAAAAUCAGAGUCGGGAUCGUCAUGUCGAUCCUUUGCAUGCUUGUGGCAGGUUUCAUGGAAAGAAAACGUCGUGAAGCCGCUUUAGAAACCGGAUCUUUCGUUUCCCCUGUCAGCAUUGCCCUGCUUUUGCCCCAGUUUGUGUUGUCAGGUUUGCUGGAGGCUUUCGCAGCCGUGGCAAUAAUGGAGUUCUUCAACAACCAAGUUCCGGAAAGCAUGCGGAGCGUGGCCGGGUCCGUUUUCUUCCUCAGCCUGUCGAUGGCGAGUUACUUGAACUCGGUGCUCGUGAACGUGGUUCACGCGUUGAGCGGGAGGAAUGGGAGAUCCCCGUGGUUGGGGGGCCGCGACCUUAAUGCUAACAGGCUUGAUUACUUCUACUUCACCGUUGCCGCUCUGGGGGUUGUCAAUUUCGCCUACUUCAAUCUGUUUGCGCACCGGUACGUGUUUGUUGAUGUUGGUAGCAGGGAGAGAGAGGCGACCGAGAGAUUGAAUGAGCCGAGCCAAGUUCGUAACGUAAAUUCAACAGCACAAUUUUGCAAGCAAGUUUAAGGAUUAUAACUAUACAGCCACAGAAUACACGACAUUUUAGUGACAACUUCACUAUUGUCACCAAAAGUAUGAUUUUAGUGACGAUUUUUAAGUUGUCACCAAGAUUUUUUUGUC